This is a messenger RNA of Calypte anna (Anna's hummingbird), 6305 nucleotides long. It is a transcript of the gene LAMC3, whose product is annotated as laminin subunit gamma 3. Lineage: Eukaryota; Metazoa; Chordata; Aves; Apodiformes; Trochilidae. Bases 3 to 4724 code for a protein of 1573 amino acids. The transcript has 28 exons. The record is from RefSeq and is a predicted model, not a curated record.
CCAUGGCACGACCACCCGGGCUCUGCCUUCUGGCCCUGCUGGGGCUGGGGCUGGGGGCUGGGGGUUCGUCCUCCUGUUGGGACCCUCGGGGCCGCCCCCGUCGUUGCAUGCCCGUCUUUGAGAACGCUGCUUUUGGCCGGGCCGCCCAGGUCACCAACACCUGUGGGUCACCCCCCGAGGAUUACUGCCAGCAGAUGGGUGCCCGCCACGCCAGUACCCUGUGCCACCGCUGCGAUGCCACCGACCCCUUGCUCCACCACAACGCCUCCUUCCUCACCGACUUCCACAGCCAGGAGGAGAGUACCUGGUGGCAGAGCCAAUCCAUGGCUUUCGGCAUCCAGCACCCCAACUCCGUCAACAUCACCCUACACCUGGGCAAAGCCUACGAGAUCACCUACGUCCGGCUCAAGUUUCACACCAGCCGCCCGGAGAGCUUCGCAAUCUACAAACGCAGCCAGCCGGGGGGGCCCUGGGUGCCUUUCCAGUACUACAGCGCAUCCUGCCAGAAAACUUACGGGAAGAGGCAGCGGCAGUACCUGCGCCCGGGGGAGGACGAGCAGGUGGCCUUCUGCACCGACGAGUUCAGUGACAUCUCCCCCCUGAGCGGGGGCAACGUGGCCUUCUCCACCCUGGAGGGGCGGCCCAGCGCCUACAAUUUCGAUGGGAGCCCCGCCCUGCAGGAGUGGGUGACUGUCACUGACCUGCUCAUCUCUCUGAACCGGCUCAACACAUUUGGGGAUGACAUCUUCAAGGACCCCAAGGUGCUGCAGUCAUACUACUAUGCCAUCUCUGACUUCUCCGUUGGUGGCAGGUGCAAAUGCAAUGGCCACGCCAGUGAGUGUGCUCCAGACGAGGCUGGGCAGCUGGUCUGUGUGUGCCAGCACCACACAGCUGGUACCGACUGCCAGCACUGCCAGGCCUUCUACCAGGACCGGCCCUGGGCUCGUGGAACUGCCGAGGCUGCCAAUGAGUGUCUGCCUUGCAAUUGCAGCGGCCGCUCGGAGGAAUGUUUCUACGACCGGGAGCUCUACCGCCGCACCGGCCACGGAGGACACUGCCAAAACUGCAGGGACAACACUGCCGGGCCCCACUGCGAACGCUGCCGGCAGAACCACUACCGCUGGGAUCCCCGGGCAGCCUGCCAGCCCUGCCACUGCCACCCCGCAGGUUCCUUGCAGCCCCAGUGUGACAACUCGGGGACCUGUCUCUGCAAAGCCAAUGUGACAGGUUGGAAAUGUGAGCGCUGCAAGGAUGGCUACCACAGCCUCAGCGAGGGUGGCUGCAGACCCUGCACCUGUGACCCCAUGGGCAGCGUGGGCACCUGUGACCCCAACACGGGGCAUUGCACCUGCAAGGAGAGGGUGGAGGGGCACCUGUGCAACAGGUGCCAGCCAGGUUGGUUUAACCUGCAACCCCACAACCCUGCUGGCUGUACCAGCUGCUUCUGCUACGGCCACUCCACUGCCUGCAGAGCAGCAGAUGGCUACGAAGUGACCCACAUCAGCUCUGACUUCAGCCAAGGGCUAGAGGGCUGGGCUGCAGCAGCACCAGGCACUGGGGACCUGCCACUGCACUGGACUGAUGGGGAGAUCAUCAUCGAGUGGGAUGGAGAGGAGAUGGUGGAGUUUCUUGCACCAGAGAAGUUUCUGCAGAACCAGCGUCUCAGUUAUGGGCAGCUCCUGACCCUGCUGCUGGGAAUGGAGGGAAAUGGGAUGGAGAUGGAUACCUGGGUGCCCCUGCUCCAGGUCCAGCUGGUGCUGGAGGGUGAGGGAAUGGAAAUCACCAUGUCCAGCAGUGAGAGGCAGCCCCAGCACGGCAAGCUGGCUGUCACCUUCAGGCUGCACGAGGCAGAGGAGGGUGCAGAGCCUUUGCUCUCAGCCUUCAGCUUCCAGCGCCUGCUCUCCAACCUCACCUCCCUCCGCCUCCGCCUGAGCCGCGGCCCCGUGCCAGGCAGGCUGUCCUUGAGUGAGGUCCAGCUCACAUCUGCUCGCCCCGGGAUGGGUUUGCAGGCCAGCUGGGUGGAAGAUUGCACGUGUCCCCUGGGCUACACCGGGCAGUUCUGCCAGUCCUGCUCACCCGGCUUCAGACGGGAGAUACCCUUGGGCAGCCCCUUUGUCAGCUGCGUGCCCUGCACCUGCAACCAGCACGGGGACUGCCACCCCCUCACAGGGCUCUGCCGCUGCUUGCACAACACAGAAGGUCCCUCCUGCGAGCGCUGCAGCCCCGGGUUUUAUGGCAACCCCUUCACGGGAGGUUUCGAUGACUGCAAACCCUGCCCCUGCCCCGGCCGCUCCCCCUGCACCCAGAUGCCCGGCAGUGGGGAGGUGGUCUGCACCCACUGCCCCCCGGGCCAGAGAGGAAAACGCUGCGAGCUGUGUGACGAUGGGUUUUUCGGGGACCCUCUGGGGCAGAGGGGUCCCGUGCGUCCCUGUGUCCCCUGCCAGUGUCACGGGAAUGUGGAUCUCAACGCCGUGGGGAACUGUGACCCCGUGUCCGGCCGAUGCCUGCGCUGCCUGCACAACACGAUGGGCGAGCACUGCGAGAGGUGUGGGCCGGGCUUCUAUGGGGACGCGCUGGCUCCUGACCCUGCCGGGAAAUGUGCAGCUUGUGACUGCCACCCCAAUGGCUCAGUCCCAGGGCUGGAGGGCUGUGACCCCAGCACAGGACAGUGCCACUGCCUCCCACAUGUGAUGGGCAGAACCUGUGGGCUCUGCCAGCCUGGAUACUAUGGCCUGCAGCCCACUCUGGGGUGCAAGAGCUGCGAGUGCCACCCGAUGGGGUCACGGGAGAGCGGGUGUGAUGCAGUGACAGGGCAGUGCUCCUGCCAGCCUGGUGUCACAGGGAAGCAAUGUGACCGAUGCCAACACGGAUUCUUCGGCUUCUCUGCCCGGGGCUGCCGAGCCUGCAACUGCUCCCCCCUGGGCUCCAUCACCCCGCAGUGCCAUGAGAACAGCACCUGCCUCUGCCACCCUGGUUUUGUGGGCUACAAGUGUGACCAGUGCCAGGCCAACUUCUUCCCUGACCCACCAAGCUCCCGCUGCCAGCAGUGUCCUGUCUGCUAUGGGCUGGUGAAGGAUGAGGCUGACCGGGUGAAGGCCAGGCUGCAGGAGAUGGAGGACUGGCUGAAGAAACCAGGCUGUGAUGCCCAGUCCCCCAUGCUGGGAGAUUCACCCCGGGGAGAUGGGCUGUCCAGCCCACACCUUCUGCAAGGUGCUCGGGCUGCCCUCUUGGCACAGGUGGGACAGCUGGCAGGGGCUCUGGGCACUGCACGGGGUCAUCUCAGCAACGUCAGCUGGGCCACAGGCUGCUCCAGCCAAGGACCCCCUAAGACCUGUGUCCUGCUCUCGGAGAUUGGGGCCGUGCUGCAGUCGGCACAGAGGGAGAUCCUGGAUGCUGCAGACACCCUGGCUACCACGGAGAUUCCCAAGGAAAUCCCUCAGCAGCCCACUAACUGGAGCCGCUGGGCACUGGAGGCACGGGCACUGGCCGAGAGCCAUGAGGACACCGCGGUGCAGGUGGUGGCAGUGGUGGGGAGGGCACUGGGUGCCUCCCGUGCCAGCUCCCAGCUCCUGCAUGAUCUGCUGGAGGGGAAUGUGACACAGGAGGUGCAGCGUGAGCUGGAGGCCGGGUAUGAGGAAGUCCAGCGGGCACAGGAGGAGCUGGGUGCUGGCGUGGUGGAGGUGGCAGCAGAGGCCAGGAGAGCUUUCACCACCCUGCAGCAGGCAAACACCAACUUGGCAGAAAAACUCCUGCAGGUGGCUGCACUGGGGCAGCAGGUGCUGCCAGUGCAGGCUGGAGCCUUGGCACAGGAGCUGGCAGUGCUGGAGCAGACAGUGGAGGAGCAGGAGCCAUCAGCCCAUGGGGCCAUGGAGACCUCCCGCACGCUGGCUGCUGGGUUGCACCAGGAGCUGCAGAGGACUCACAGCUUCAAGAGGCUGCAGGACCGGGCCAGCUCUGCCCACAGCACGGCCACCUCAGCCAUCUCACUUGGAAAAGCCAUGGUCACUGAUGCAGAGUCCCUCCUGGCCAGCUUGGAAGGCAUGAGGAAGGUGCUGGGGCAUCGGAAGGGCCAGGCUGGCCUGAGCAGGAGGAUGACACACGUACGGGACAGGACAAUGGUGGAGGCCCAGAGGAAGCUGAAACAGGCAGAGAAGAUGUUGGGAAACUCCUUGUCCAUCUCCACCACGGCCCGGAGGAUGGCUGGGGAGGCUGAGAAAGUCUCUGGGGAAAGUGCCAAGAGGGCACAGGCAGUGCUGCAGGAGAGCAAGCGGGCCAGCAGACACGCCAGGCAGCUGGCCACACGUGCCAACCAGACCCAAGAGGAGCUCUCUCGACAGGAACACGUGGCUGAGAAGCUCAGGGGGCACUUGGAAGAUGCAUAUCAGGUGGAGACAGAGGUCAGUGGGAUGGCAAAAAACCUCCAGGAAGCCCGAAGCUCUCUGAUCUCAGACAUUGAGACCUUGAAUGAUCUGCUGAGCAGCCUAGGCAACCUGGAGCAGGUCCCAGAGGCCGUGCUGAGUGCUGGGCAGCAGCAGCUGGAGGAGCUGUGGAUGCGCUUGACCACGCAGGGUACCCUGGCUGCUCAGCUCAGGCUGCUGGAGCAGGAGGCAACCAGGCAGCAGGAGAAGAUCCAGGAGUUUGAGAGUGACUUGACUGAGAUCCGGGCUGACAAGAAAAACCUGGAGGACAUUUUGCGGAGCCUCCCCGAGGGCUGCUCCAAGUGACACUGAGAGGUCCCUGGCUGCUGCCCCGUCACCUCCGUGCCCCCCUGCAGAGGGAAGGGCAGAGCAAAGGACACCCCAUGUUCACCAGCAUCGAUCCCUCCUGCUGCUCUUCACACUGCCCAUGAUAUCACACCCCAGGUCCUUACCUGCACCAGUUCAGGCUCAGUGUCCUGCAGCAUGAAUUCAUCCACCAGCUCUGUCCCCAGGGCCUGGGGACAACCAGCUACCAGGGAUGACCAAUGUUUCUGUGCAGGAGACAGAACCACCACAGGGUUGGUUUUUCACCAUGGAGUGAACAAAGAACCAUCACAGAUCUCCUCACUAGGCAGGUCCUUCCAUCACAGGGACAGUUUAUCAAGCAUGUCAAGCAGCAGAGCUGUAGCACCCAGCAAUCCCUCCUGCCUCAGGAGCUGAAGGAGGCUGUUGGAUGGAUGCUGGAAGCUGGGCCUGCAGUGCCAUGCUCAUGUGCAGAGGUGCAAAGGUGAAUUGUGCUGGAGCUGGGCAGAGCUGCUGUACUGCAGGGCAUGCUGGUUGGCUGUGAGCCUGGGGAAAAGCGUUUGCAGCAGGGAGAGCUAAACCUGGGGGCAAGCAGAAGCAAAGCUGGACCCUUAACCAUCUCCUGGCAGGCAGGUUGGGCACCAUCUGCAUGUUGCAGAGGAAGAGCAGCUCUGCUCUGUUUCCUCAGGGUACUGCAAGGUUGCCACUGCCCACAGCUCUGGUCCCUGUGUCCUGCCCCACCUUGGCUUGGCUCUCAUCAGGUCUGCCUCUAAAUCAGCUCAACUGCUGGCAGUCCCAGGGGCUGGGAGGUGGGGGAGCUGACACGUGCUUUACCCCCCAGCACCCACACAUCCUUUCCACUGGAGAGCAGCUGGUUGGUGGCACCCAGCUGGAUGUUCAGGGAGCAGCUGGAUGGGACCAGCUCCUGCCAGUGUCACUCCCACUGGGUGGCAGAGGUCAGUGGCUUUUUUGCCUUUAAAGGAAAGGCAUGUGCAGUCCCCGUGUGCUUCCGGGCUGGUCUCUUGGGCCACGCAGGCAGCAGAGCCAGCCCCUUGUCCAGCCCACCCUGUGCUGGCUGUGCCAUAAUUCCAGGGAGCUGAUGAAGUCAUUCUGAUAAGACCAGAAACGAGUUCCCAGGCUGGAGACCACAUUUUAACCUGUUUUACCUGUGCUCUUCUGCUCACAGUGAUAGAAACCGGGUUUGCUCUGGUGGUUCUGGUGUUCCAGAAGGGCCACAGGAUUUUUCUACUAUGAACAAACUCAUCUGCACAAAAUCUGCCCAAGGAGUGGGAUGCUGCAUUGCUGUGGGAGUGGAAUGGCAGGGGCUGCCCAAGAACAGCUCUGCAAAAGCAAAACCAUGUGGCAGUGGGAGCACAGUGGGAUUCUGCAUGGCUGAGAGGCAGGGAGCUGCAGCCACUUCCCAUCUCCCUGGGAAUACAAUUAUAGGUCUCCAAUCAACACAUAAAUUUGCUGCUGUUAAGAGAAAUGUCAAGCCUCUGCCUUGUGCAUGCUGCUGAACAUUUGGUCCAUCCUCCCUCCUGCUCUUCCUGGAAAAAUCUGUUUUCUUUAGCUGGUGACACCUUC